AUGGUACGCAAGCGCAAGAGCAAAAGUCUUGGAUCUAUUAGUGGUGUGGAAGGGCAGUCAGCUCCCUCAAAGACUGGUACUGGUGAUAAGGCAUGGGCCCCUGGCCCUGCUCAGAGAGGCAAGAGGAAGAAACCCUCUGAGCCUAGCAAGCCACACAUCCCCUCUGAAUACAAUGUUGCACCCAUCCCUCCCAAUUUUCUUGACCCUGACCAGGUCAUUUAUGAUGAGAGGGCUGUGGAAGAGGCAUUUGAGGAUGGUGUGAGAAGGGGCGAGGAGGUUCUGAGAUAUGCACCACGGUUCUUCAUCCCUCUCUCUCUGGAUGACCUCCCUACCCCUACACACAACAAAGCUGUCAAGGCUCAGAAAGAGCAAGAGUGGGACCAGAGGAAGCCUGCAGCUGCCACCCCUUUCACUUGCAUUAUCACAGAUGAUUCUGGGAAGACCAUUCUGGCUUACCUUGGAAGAAGGCUGAUCACUGAGAAUCCUGACAUCUCUCCAAAGCCUAUCUCUGAGUUGUAUGAGGGUCGUACAAACAAGGAUUUGGUCACCAUCCGGAAGCAGGGGGAACUUGAGGUGGUUUCUGAUGGUCUGAGUGUGGAUGAGCAGCUCGAGUACCUCAAGGGGCUGCAAUAUCUAUCUGGUCACAUUCAACCUACUCCCCUGAAGAAGACCGACCUGGUGAACGGACUGGGGCAGCACAUCUCAACCACUGCUGGCAUAUGCAGGGUCAUCCUCGAGGGCUCAGACCUGUGCAUCGAGCGGGACCUCAAGACACCCAAGAAACAGCCCUCUGAUGCCCAUGAACGAGUUGAGCAUAUGAUGCAGUUCUACACUCUCACCGCUCGUGUGGCUGCCAUUUUUGCUGGUCUGUUCAAGGCUCUCUUUCCCGAAGAGUACGUCAAGUACAAGGCUGCCUUUGACGCUGGGAGCUGGAUUCCACACGACCCAGGGCCCUGGCUAGGGCGGGUCAUCGUGUGGAAGCUACAAGUUCAGCUACACUGGGACGGUGGUGAUGGAGGUCCUACUCUCACCUGCCCUAUGGGUUACUUCAACGGGGGUGAGAUGGAGUUUCCUGACCUAAACACCAUUUUGCAGUAA
Messenger RNA from Epithele typhae, 1098 nucleotides. RefSeq lists its product as uncharacterized. The transcript has 7 exons. Bases 1 to 1098 code for a protein of 365 amino acids. Lineage: Eukaryota; Fungi; Basidiomycota; Agaricomycetes; Polyporales; Epitheliaceae. The record is from RefSeq and is a predicted model, not a curated record.